CGACCAAGAAACCCUUCUUGGCAUUCCUUCCUGACCUUCUCUGCAUUCCCUCACCAACAAGAAACCCUUCUUGGCAUUCGACCUCCCGCAGAGCCCGAUCAGCGUGUUCCUCUGAUCUCUACUCGUCCCAAACUAUUUCCGGCUGCAGGGUUGUGGCGAUGAAGCUCGAUACUAGCGGUUUCGAAUCAUUUGCCCCUCUAAGCGGGUCAAUCGACGACGUCUGCUCUGAUCUCUCAGCGCACCAAUUUUUCGAUCUCCCUAACUGUUCCGAUUUUGAUGGAUUUCAGAAGAACGCGAUUCAGAUGGUGAAGCCGGCGAAAGGGACGACUACUCUUGCUUUCGUCUUCAAGGAAGGAGUCAUCGUCGCAGCCGAUUCUCGAGCUAGCAUGGGUGGAUAUAUCUCUUCUCAAACUGUCAAAAAAAUCAUUGAGAUAAAUCCAUACAUGAUUGGAACAAUGGCUGGAGGUGCUGCAGACUGCCAGUUUUGGCAUAGGAAUUUGGGCAUCAAGUGCCGCUUGCAUGAAUUGGCAAACAAGCGAAGGAUAUCGGUAGCAGGUGCUUCAAAGCUGUUGGCCAAUAUUCUAUACUCAUAUCGUGGAAUGGGCCUUUCAGUUGGGACCAUGAUUGCUGGAUGGGAUGAGACAGGACCUGGUUUGUAUUAUGUUGACAGUGAAGGAGGAAGACUUAAAGGUACACGUUUUUCUGUUGGAUCUGGAUCACCAUAUGCAUAUGGCGUACUGGAUAAUGGGUAUCGGUAUGACAUGUCAAUUGAGGAAGCUGCAGAACUGGCUCGUCGAGCCAUCUAUCAUGCAACCUUUCGUGAUGGAGCUAGUGGUGGCGUAGUCAGUGUGUAUUAUGUUGGACGUGAUGGCUGGAAAAAGCUCUCAGGAGAUGAUGUGGGGGAGCUUCAUUACACAUACUACCCAGUUGCCCCAAGUCCUGUUGAACAUGAGAUGGCUGAGGUCCCACCAGCUUGAGGGCAUUAUCCCUUAAGAAUGCCCUGCCUCUGAUAUUCAACUUUACCUUUUAUUUUUUAAUUUUAUUUUUUUAAAGAAAACCGCAAGAGAAGUUCUUAUUGCAGUAAAUUUAUAAUCAUGCAGCUUUUAGUGCUUAAUGUGAAGAUUUGUUUGCAAGGUUAAACAUUUGAAUAUUAAGUUUUAGUUUGAUGGUUAUGAUAUAUGCUGCUCAUGCAUUCGAAUGCAUUUCAUUU
Elaeis guineensis (African oil palm) is the source of this 1210-nucleotide messenger RNA. RefSeq names its product proteasome subunit beta type-5. Gene Ontology annotation, molecular function: threonine-type endopeptidase activity. The record is from RefSeq and is a predicted model, not a curated record. NCBI's taxonomy places the organism in Eukaryota, Viridiplantae, Streptophyta, Magnoliopsida, Arecales, Arecaceae. Gene Ontology annotation, cellular component: cytoplasm; proteasome core complex.